AUCCAAUCCAAACCACCACCACCGUCACAUCGGACGAUCGCAACUACGGACCUACGCAAAGCCACACCAAUUGCCACUGUCAGCGAGUAAUUGGAAGACCGCAAGCAUGUCGAAGAUCACGGUCGCCGGUGUGCGUACGAACGUACAAGAACUGCUCAAGUACUCCAACGAGGAGAAGAAGCGCAACUUCCUCGAGACCGUCGAGCUCCAGAUCGGCCUCAAGAACUAUGACCCACAGCGUGACAAGCGUUUCUCUGGAACUGUCAAGCUCCCAAAGGUCCCGCGCCCAAACAUGAGCAUCUGCAUUCUCGGUGACCAGCACGAUAUCGAUCGUGCUAAGCACGGUGGUGUCGACGCCAUGUCCUCGGACGAUCUGAAGAAGCUCAACAAGAACAAGAAGCUCAUCAAGAAGCUCGCACGCAAAUACGAUGCUUUCAUCGCUUCCGACUCCCUCAUCAAGCAGAUCCCGCGUCUCUUGGGUCCAGGUCUAUCCAAGGCCGGCAAGUUCCCAACUCCAGUUUCCCACGCCGACGACCUCUCCGGCAAGAUCACCGAAGUCAAGUCGACCAUCAAGUUCCAGCUGAAGAAGGUGCUGUGCAUGGGCGUCGCCGUGGGAAAUGUGGACAUGACCGAGGAUGAGCUGAUCGGCAACAUCAUGUUGGCUAUCAACUACCUCGUCUCCCUGCUGAAGAAGGGCUGGCAGAACGUGGGCAGCUUGACCAUCAAGGCCAGCAUGUCCCCGCCGAAGCGUCUCUACUAGAUGCACACACGCUUUCUUUCACGAGCAUGCAUGCAUGCAUCUGGGUUGGAUGGGCUUCAUCGAGCGUGUAGCUGUCCCCGUUGAUAGUCGGAGCUGCUCGCCUUUACUGGUUGAGUAGACAAUAGAGCCUCGAGUCAUCCAA
This is a messenger RNA of Pseudocercospora fijiensis CIRAD86, 902 nucleotides long. RefSeq lists its product as uncharacterized. Gene Ontology annotation, biological process: translation. The coding region runs from base 107 to 760 and encodes 217 amino acids. Gene Ontology annotation, cellular component: large ribosomal subunit. Lineage: Eukaryota; Fungi; Ascomycota; Dothideomycetes; Mycosphaerellales; Mycosphaerellaceae. The record is from RefSeq and is a predicted model, not a curated record. Gene Ontology annotation, molecular function: RNA binding; structural constituent of ribosome. The transcript is spliced from 2 exons.